AUGCUCUCCCAACACCUACACGACUUUGACGAAGAAACUAAAACUGUUGAUGGGUACCACAACAGAGGUGGUUCGGGCCGCCAGAGUUUGACGCGAGUCGCCUCCUACAUUUGCGAAUGUAACUCGUUCCAGGUGGUCUGUACCAAGACAUAUGGCGUCAAGGAUUUCCGGGAAGACCUCAAAGUGCUGUACACAAACUGCGGCGUGGACUGCAAGAAGACCACGUUCAUAUUCUGCGACACUCAGAUAGUGGAGGAGACCUUCACCGAGAUUAUAAAUAACCUGCUCAGCAGCGGCGAGGUCACUAACCUCUUCAAGCCGGACGAGUUCGAAGAUAUCAAGCAAGCCCUGGAGAAGCCGAUGAAGGCCGCGAACAUAAUGCAGACGGCCGAGUCUGUGUACUUGUUCCUGGUGGACAGGGUCCGUGCCAACAUGCACAUCGUGCUGUGCUUCAGUCCCAUCGGUGACGACUACAGGAACCGCAUCCGUCAGUACCCCGCCUUGAUAAACGCUACAACUACUAACUGGUUUCUGGAAUGGCCGCGAGAGGCGCUGCUCGAGGUGGCCUACAAGUUUCUGGAGGGCGUGGAACUAUUAGCUUCCAUCACGGGAGUUCGGGUCCGCCGGAAGGAGUCGCUGGUGGAGAGCCGCGAGGACGUGCUGCGAGCGUCCGUGGCGUCCAUCAUGUCGCUGAUCCACUCGUCGGUGGGCCGCUACUCCGUGAAGAUGUGGCAGGAGAUGCGCCGCACCAACUACGUGACACCAACCAACUAUCUGGAGCUCGUGUCCGGCUAUAAGGAGAUGCUGAAAGCGAAGCGUAUAGAGAUUGCUCUGCAAGCAAACAAACUGCGCAAUGGCCUGGGCAAGGUGGAGGAAACCACCAAGCUGGUGGGGCAGAUGUCAGAGGAGUUGGCAGUGGCCCAGGUCCAAGUGGCGGAGUACACCGAGCAGUGUAUAGAGUACAUGGGCGUGAUCAACGUGCAGCAACGGAACGCCGACGAGCAACAGCGGUCCGUGGCCGCGCGCAGCAAGAAGACGCAGGAGGAGGAGGUGCAGUGCAAGAAGCUGGCUGAGGCCGCCAUGAGGGACCUGGCCAGCGCCAUGCCCGCGCUCGAGGAGGCUGUCAAGGCGCUCGACGCGUUGAACAAGAAAGACAUAACAGAGGUUAAGUCGUACGCCAAACCACCGCAGAAGGUAGAGAUGGUGUUGGAGGCUGUACUCAUAUUGCUACAGAAAGAGCCAACAUGGGCCGAAGCGAAGCGUCAACUGGGCGACCAGUACUUCCUGGACCGUCUGCGCGACUUCGACAAGGACAACAUCGCGGACAAGACGCUGAAGAAGAUUGGCACGUACACCGCCAAGCCGGACUUUGACCCCGAGAUCGUGGGCACCGUGUCGCUAGCUGCGAAGUCGCUCUGUCUCUGGGUGCGGGCUAUCGAGAAGUAUGGCAAGGUCUACAAAAUUGUCAAACCCAAAAAGGAACGUUUAGAAGAGGCUUUGGAGUCGCUUCGUAUGAAGCAGCAAAUAUUGGCUGAGGCACGCGCCAAGCUGCGGGAGUUGAGUGAGAUGAUCGCCCGCCUGCAGAAGGAGUAUGAUGAGAAGGUGGCGCAGAAAGAAGAACUAGAGAGGAAGUCGAGAAUGCUCCAGCUAAAGUUGGAGCGAGCUGAGGCACUCAUUACUGGACUGUCUGGUGAGAAAGAGCGAUGGGAGUUGACAGUGGAACGUUUGGACAAAGAGUUUGACAACCUGCCAGGUGAUUGCUUGAUAGCGACCGGGUUCGUGGCGUACCUGGGGCCGUUUGUCUCCGAGUAUCGGGAGUACCUUAUGGACGAUUGGUUCAGAGAGGUUUAUAAUGAAGGUGUCCCCUGCACAAUGGACCUCAGCAUGAAGUACUUCCUUCUUGAUGAUGCAAUUCUAAGAGAAUGGAAUUAUAUGGGGCUGCCUGAUGACAACUUCAGCGCGGAGAACGGAAUAAUAGUGGUGCGUGCUACAAGAUGGCCGCUGGCUGUGGACCCGCAGGGACAGGCGCUCAUCUGGAUCUCGAGGCUGGAGGAGAAGAACGACAUACAGAUUGUUGAUUUUGGUCAACCCAACUACCUUAAGAUCAUGGAGACGUGCCUGAUAGAGGGCAAGCCGGUGAUCGUCCAGAACGUAGGCGAGGUGCUGGACCCCUCGAUCGCGCCGAUCCUGGACAAAGCCAUUGUGAAAAUCGGGAACUCCUACGUCAUCAAGUUCAACGAAAAGAUGGUUGCAUACAAUAGCAAGUUCCAGAUGUACCUCACCACCAAACUUGGUAACCCGGUGUACACUCCCGAGACCUUGACGAAGACAACGAUGGUGAACUUUGCGGUGAAGGAGCAGGGGCUGACGUCACAGCUGCUGGGCAUCGUGGUGCGCAAGGAGCGGCCGCAGCUUGAACUGAUGAAGGAUAACCUGGUGAUGACCAUCGCAAAUAACAAGAAAACGCUGGUGGACUUAGAGAACGAUCUGCUUCGCAUCAUGUACGAGUCGCAGGUGCCUCUCCUGGAGAACGAGGAGCUGUUCAUAACGCUGCAGACGUCGCAGCGCACGUCGCUGCAGGUGAAGGAGGCGCUUAUCACCUCUCAAGUGACGGAAAAAGAGAUUGACACGGCCCGACAGGGCUACGUUCCGGUAGCUGUCCGCGCGUCCGUACUGUUCUUCGCGUUGAACGAUCUGUCCCGCAUCGACCCCAUGUACCAGUUCUCUCUGGACGCCUACAUCGACCUGUUCACGUACUCCAUAGAUCGCAGCCCCAAGGGAGGGGAACUGGAGGACAGGAUCAACAAUCUCAACGAGUUUCACACUUUUGCUGUCUACAAGAACACUUGCCGCGCGUUGUUCGAGCGCCACAAGCUGCUGCUGUCGUUCCACAUGGUCUCCCGGAUCCUGUUCCAGAUGGGCAAGUUGAGCAUGAACGAGUACCUUUUCCUCCUCAAGGGGGGAGUGGUGCUUGACCGCUCCGAACAACCGGACAAUCCUACCAAUUGGCUCCCGGAUGAGUGUUGGGACAACGUGACCGAGUUGGAUAAGCUGCCCGGCUUUCACGGGGUGAUUGACUCUUUCGAGACCUUCUCCAAGGAGUGGAAGGAAUGGUACCUCAUGCCGGAGCCAGAGCUGGAACCACUAAUCGGCGAAUGGAACGACGUGUGCAACGAAUUCCAGCGCAUUCUGUUCGUGCGCUCUCUGCGUGCGGACCGGAUAGCGGCAUGCGUGUCCACAUUCAUCAUCAACACGCUCGGGCCGCGGUACGUCGAGCCGCCCGUGCUCGACAUCAGGGCAGCAUGGGAGGAGUCAACAUGGAAAACGUCACUGCUGUUUGUGCUGUCACCCGGCGUGGACCCCACGUCCUCGCUGAUCCAGUUGGCGUUGGACGUCAAGAUGUUUGACAAGUUUCAGUCGCUCAGCUUAGGCCAAGGGCAAGCUCCUACCGCUGCUCGGAUGCUAGCGCAGGGCAUGCACGACGGUGGGUGGGUGUUCCUGGCGAACUGCCACCUGGCCUGCCAGUGGCUGGGCUCGCUGCGUGGUCUGGACAACCCCAAGAUCCACCCUCGCUUCAGGCUGUGGCUGUCCUCCAUGCCGGACGACAAGUUUCCUCUGAGCGUUCUGCAGAGGAGCAUCAAGAUGACGACAGAACCUCCACAGGGUUUGAAGGGCAACCUCGUUCGGAUAUUCUCGAAUUUGAAUGAAAACAAGUUCGACGAGGCGACGCCGAUGUAUCGCCGGCUGUUGUUCUGCGUGUCGUUCUUCCAUUGCUCGCUCAUCGCCAGGAAACGUUUCCGACAGCUCGGUUACAACGCAGUGUACAGCUUCAACGAUGCAGACUUUGAUGUAUCGGACAACCUGCUGGCGAAUUACCUCGAGGAGUACGACGAGGUGCCGUGGGACGCGCUGCGCUACUUGUUCGCCAUCAUCAACUACGGCGGACACAUCACCGACGACUGGGACAAGCGCGUGCUCAUCGCCUACAUCAACCAGUUCUUCUGCGAGGAAGCUCUUGACACCCCUUUCUACAGAUUAUCGAGUAUCCCCGCGUACCACAUCCCGCGGGACGGUAGCCUGGAGUCGUACCGGGAUUUCCUGGACGUGCUACCAGCGCAGGAACGCGCCGAGUCAGUGGGACAGCACGCGUCUGCUGAUGUGGCAACACAGGCGCAGGAUGCGCUCAUUAUGUGCUCGACACUGUUUGCGCUCGCGUCAACUGGAGGGGGUGGGGCAGGCGGAGGGGAGGAUCAAAAGGUGGACGACUUAGCAGCAGAAAUGAUUGUGAAGUUGCCGUCGAAGAUCGACGUGGAGACGACGGAACGCAUGAUGGGCCCCGAGAUCGUGAUGCCCAUGUGUGUCUCCCUGCUGCAGGAGAUCGGAUACUUCAACGUGCUCAUCACCACUAUAUUGUCUGGACUGAGGGAGCUGCGUCGAGCAAUCGAGGGUUUGGUUGUGAUGUCGGAUAUGUUGGAGAUGAUGUACCAUUGUAUAUUUGAAGGGAAAGUACCGUCGUUUUGGCAAAAAGGUCGGCCGUCGAUCAAGCCCCUGGGCUCGUGGUGCCGCGAGCUGUUCCUGCGCGGGUCCCACCUGUCCGCGUGGGCCAACGCCCCCCGUUCUCCCCCCACGCUGUGCUGGCUGCCGGCAUUGGUGGCACCCACUGGCUUCCUCACGGCAGUGAUGCAGACGACCGCCCGCGGCGAGGCGUGGCCCAUCGACACGCUGUGCUGGGAGUUCAACGUGAUGCCGCUGGAGGAGACGUCGUUCGUGCGCCCGCCGCGAGAUGGCGGUGUCUACAUACGUGGUCUGUACAUGGAGGGCGCGAGCUGGAACAAGAAGGAGGGUUGGCUGCAGGAGCCGCUACCCAUGCAACUGGUGUUCCCCAUGACUCCUAUACACUUCAAACCCAUCCGGGCCACGGGACGCCGCAUGAGAAACCGCUACGUUUGUCCGUGCUAUUACUACCCGCUGCGGAUGGGCGCUUUUGUGGUCGCAGUGGACGUCCACUCCGGAAAGGAGUCUCCAGAUUUCUGGGUGAAGCGAGGCACCGCGCUUCUCUGCACUCUGGCCUCUUAGACCGCUAGGAGAAUACGGCCCUGUUCCUAGAAUCCAUCUCAGGCCGUUAUAAGCUGAAUACAUACGACGCCUGAGCAAUACGAAACACGACAAGAGCCAAGACAUCUGGAGUCGUAUGCUCUAUAGUUUUAUCACCUUCGGCUAUUGUUAACGGCCGUUCUCAAUAACCUUUCUCUAGUUACGGAUAGACAGCUAUCCCCGUCAAAUGGCAAAAUCUUAUCUAUCCACGGUUUUCACAAUCAAGGACAAGCGCUAUCUAUCUGUUAAUAGCUUUUUCCCUUCCCAGCCUCCCACAAAUGUUUAAUGCAAAUUUUUUUAAAUCUUAAAAGUAAGUAUUUAAGUGUAAAAGGAUAGAUUUGUCUACUUCUAGUAAGUAAAACUAAGUAUAGAUAGGUUAUUGAAAACGGCUGUGAAUGAGUCAUUCAGCUGUGACAAAUGAUUGAUUGAGCAAUGUACAGAGAUAAAUGCUCUAGCGUAACUCAUCCUCCUAGUUUCUAGUUUAUAUCAGAUUAUUUAUUCUAUUAUGAUAUUUCCAAUAAAACUUAUGUUACCUA
Messenger RNA from Leptidea sinapis, 5630 nucleotides. RefSeq names its product dynein axonemal heavy chain 2-like. The coding region runs from base 1 to 5076 and encodes 1691 amino acids. Gene Ontology annotation, cellular component: dynein complex. NCBI's taxonomy places the organism in Eukaryota, Metazoa, Arthropoda, Insecta, Lepidoptera, Pieridae. The record is from RefSeq and is a predicted model, not a curated record. The transcript is spliced from 34 exons. Gene Ontology annotation, molecular function: dynein light intermediate chain binding; dynein intermediate chain binding; minus-end-directed microtubule motor activity. Gene Ontology annotation, biological process: microtubule-based movement.